Messenger RNA from Pelecanus crispus (Dalmatian pelican), 2364 nucleotides. The record is from RefSeq and is a predicted model, not a curated record. NCBI's taxonomy places the organism in Eukaryota, Metazoa, Chordata, Aves, Pelecaniformes, Pelecanidae.
CAUGGCUGUGGAAAUUUUGUGCGUGUGAUACAGUCGUACAAUCGCACACACCUGUAUGUCUGCGGCAGCGGCGCCUUCAGCCCCGUGUGUGUGUAUGUCAAUAGAGGGCGCAGGUCCGAGGAACAAAUCUUCAAGAUCGACUCAAAGUGUGAAUCAGGAAAGGGACGCUGUUCUUUCAACCCUAAUGUGAACACGGUGUCUGUUAUGAUCAAUGAAGAGCUUUUUUCAGGAAUGUAUAUUGAUUUCAUGGGGACAGAUGCGGCCAUUUUUCGGAGUCUGACCAGGAGGAAUGCAGUGCGAACUGACCAGCACAAUUCCAAGUGGCUGAGUGAGCCUAUUUUUGUGGAUGCUCAUGUUAUCCCAGAUGGCACUGACCCCAAUGACGCCAAAAUCUACUUCUUCUUCAAAGAGAGACUCACAGACAACAGUGGCAGCACAAAGCAAAUUCAUUCAAUGAUUGCAAGAAUAUGCCCAAAUGACACGGGUGGUCAGCGUAGUCUCGUGAACAAGUGGACAACAUUCUUGAAAGCAAGACUUGUAUGCUCAGUAAUGGAUGAAGAUGGAACAGAAACAUACUUUGAUGAAUUAGAGGAUGUGUUUCUUUUAGAGACAGAUAACCCCAGAACAACGCUCGUGUAUGGAAUUUUUACAACUUCAAGCUCCAUAUUUAAAGGCUCAGCCGUGUGUGUGUAUCAUCUGUCCGACAUCCAGACGGUGUUCAACGGGCCGUUUGCACACAAGGAGGGCCCAAACCACCAGCUGAUUCCAUAUCAGGGCAGAAUUCCAUACCCGCGACCUGGCACUUGUCCAGGAGGAGCCUUCACACCUAAUAUGCGGACAACGAAGGAGUUCCCGGAUGAUGUUGUGACCUUCAUCAGGAAUCACCCUUUGAUGUUUAAUCCCAUUUACCCAAUACACAAGAGGCCACUAAUCAUCCGGAUAGGAGCUGACUACAAGUAUACAAAGAUUGCUGUAGAUCGAGUGAAUGCUGCUGAUGGAAGAUAUCAUGUCUUGUUUCUUGGAACAGAUCAAGGAACCAUACAAAAAGUUGUUGUCCUACCCACCAACUUCUCUGCAAGUGGAGAACUAAUUUUAGAAGAGCUGGAGGUUUUUCAGAGUAAUUCUCCUAUAACAACAAUGAAGAUCUCAUCUAAAAAGCAACAGUUGUAUGUGAGCUCAGAUGAAGGGGUCACCCAGGUAUCCUUGCAUCGCUGCCACAUCUAUGGGACCGCCUGUGCUGACUGCUGCCUGGCCCGAGAUCCGUACUGUGCCUGGGAUGGCAACUCCUGCUCCAGGUUUUAUCCCACAGGGAAAAGGAGGAGUCGUAGGCAAGACGUGAGACAUGGAAACCCUCUGACUCAGUGCCGAGGUUUCAACCUGAAAGCAUACAGAAACGCUGCAGAAAUAGUUCAGUAUGGAGUAAAAAACAACACCACCUUUCUCGAAUGCACACCCAAAUCUCCUCAGGCUUCUAUUAAAUGGCUGCUCCAGAAAGACAAUGACAGGAGGAAAGAGGUCAAGCUGAAUGAGAGGAUCAUAGCUACUGAGCAAGGACUCCUCAUUCGCUCUGUCCAAGACAGCGACCGGGGGCUUUACCACUGCAUCGCAACAGAGAACAGCUUCAAGCAGACCUUAGCAAAGAUCAAUUUUAAAGUGUUGGAUUCCGAGAUGGUGGCCUUCAUGACUGACAAGUGGUCCCCUUGGACCUGGGCCAGCUCAGUGCGAGCGCUGCAAUUCCACCCAAAGGACUUUGUGGGAGCUUUCAGCCACUCAGAAAUGCAGAUGAUUAACCAGUACUGCAAAGACAGUAGACAGCAAGGUCAGCAGAGGGAAGAAUCCCAGAAGAUGAGAGGGGACUACAGCAAGCUAAAGGCCCUUAUCAAUAGCAGGAAAAGUAGAAAUAGAAGGAAUCAAUUACCUGGAUCUUAAUUUUAUUUUGUAGUAACAGAUAUCUUUGUCCUUACUGUAGGGGGCUUAUAUUUGUCUGUUGAGAACAAAUUUGAGCAAAUCUGAUGAAAAAUUAAACGCAAAUCCAACAAGGCUUCAGAAAAGAUCCUCCUCCCAGUAAAAUGCAGUGUAACUUAACUGAAGAAAAUAAUGCAGAGCAUUUUCUUUCCUAGAUGCUUACUGACAGUAGGUUGGGCUCUGUCCUAGAAGCAGAACUGAGUAUUCGUCUUAAACCAGAUUUGCAUUUAACAUCUCAGUAUUUAAUUACAGCUGAAUACAAAUUUUUACAAAAUCAGUGCACUACCUUGCAACUCUGGAACUGUACCAACCAGACUGGUGGUGAAAGAAUCUGGGUUAAGAUGCAUGCUCAAAGUAGGAUGGUACUAAGAUUUCCUUGCACUGCAUUUAAGAACAUGA